Messenger RNA from Micropterus salmoides (largemouth bass), 6315 nucleotides. RefSeq names its product sema domain, immunoglobulin domain (Ig), transmembrane domain (TM) and short cytoplasmic domain, (semaphorin) 4C (gene sema4c). NCBI's taxonomy places the organism in Eukaryota, Metazoa, Chordata, Actinopteri, Centrarchiformes, Centrarchidae. Gene Ontology annotation, molecular function: semaphorin receptor binding; chemorepellent activity. The transcript is spliced from 18 exons. Gene Ontology annotation, biological process: negative chemotaxis; positive regulation of cell migration; neural crest cell migration. The coding region runs from base 808 to 3408 and encodes 866 amino acids. The record is from RefSeq and is a predicted model, not a curated record.
GCACAGAGACGCAGCGCCACGACCACUCCGCUGUGUCUGUUUGGUACGGACUGCUGAAACUUCUGCGAGAGAGACAGAGAGGCGGAUAGAUCCACCAGGCUCGUCCCAGAUAGCGGAUUAAAUUUACGCUCUUUUCUUUCCUUUUUUCUCCUUUUUCUCCUCCUCCUCCCCUGGUUUCGUGUUACAAAGCCCUGGGAGGGAGUUGCGCGGAGAGUCAGUUCCUCUGUGUAGAAACUGAAUGACAGAAUCAUAUGGCUUGAUUUGCCUUAUAGUCUAAACAUUUAAAAUAUAUAGGAAAUAAGAGAAGAGAAGAGAGAAACCGCGGGCGAAUUCAUCUGGCACUGAUGAGGAUGUGGAAUAAUUUAUAACUCCAAUUCAAAAACAAAUCCGAGAUAACGGAGAAAGAAGAGAGCCAGUGAAAAGGAUACUGGAUCUGUCGUCAGAGGAAAGACGGAGAGGAAGGCGCAGGACGCGUUGCCUGUAAUCAUCACCACCAUCACCGUAAUAAUAAGGCACUGCUAUCUUGCACCGGUGAUGCCAUGCGGAGCCAGAGUCUGUGCAGGAGUGAUCGAGGUUGAAGCCGCGGUAUACACCUGGCAGCCCAAUGUGACCUUCAUCUGAGUCGAGUGUCUCUACUCAACAUUCGGCAAGAAGACAGAGGCAAAGAACCCUGAAAGGGAGAUUAAGAAGAAAGCACACAGACGUGCGAGGGAGGAGAAGAAAAACAAACAAGAGCCGGGCUGCUCUCCAGUCCAUCUGAUUAACUGAUUGAUCCAUCGAUCCAUCACUCAACGCCAGUUCCAACGAAUGGGAGCUGACAUGGGAGCCGUGGGAGGGACGAAGGUCUUGCUCCUGGUGUUUCUGGUUGGAUGGGAGAAGUCGCUGGGUCUCAACUGGAAUCCAAUCCCACGCAAGACUGUUCGAUACCAGGAUGUGUUGGACAGCAUGGCGAGGUUCAGCGUCCAGGGAGUGUGCAACUACAGCAUGCUGACUCUGUCCGACCACGAGAGGGUUUUGUACGUCGGCGCACGGGAGGCGUUGUUCGCCCUGGACCCCAACAACAUCAGCCAGCAGCUACGGCCACAGAUCGACUGGCCCGCUCCGCAGGAUAAGAAGAGAGAGUGUUUCGCCAAGGGGAAGAACAACCAGACCGAGUGCUUCAACUACAUCCGUUUCCUGCAGAGCUACAACCACACGCACCUCUACACCUGCGGCACCUACGCCUUCCAGCCCAAAUGCACCUACGUGAACGCGGAUUAUUUUACCCUCGACGCUGCAGCUAUGGAAGAUGGGAAGGGAAAAUGCCCAUAUGACCCUGCAAAGGGGCAUACAGGCCUAAUAGUGGAUAAGGAGCUAUACUCAGCAACGCUCAACAACUUCCUGGGUACAGAGCCAGUGAUUCUGAGGAACCUGGGCCAACAGCACUACAGCAUGAAGAGCGAAUACUUGCCUGCCUGGCUCAAUGAGCCGGACUUUGUGGGUUCAGCCCUGGUGAGGGAGAGCAGCGGCAGUAAAGAGGGGGACGACGACAAGAUCUACUUCUUCUUCAGUGAGCGAGCUCUGGAGCUGGACUGUGACACUGAGCUCACUGUGGCCAGAGUGGCCCGAGUCUGCAAGGGUGAUCUGGGUGGUACCAGGACCCUGCAGAAGAAGUGGACCACCUUCCAGAAAGCCCGGCUGGAGUGCUCCAUCCCCGAGCGCCACGUCUCCUUCAACAACCUGAGGGCCGUCUUCACGCUGCCGGGUCAGGACUGGCGGGGAACCACCUUCUACGGUAUCUUCCACGCCCAGUGGGGUGACGUGGACGUGUCGGCAGUGUGCCAGUACCAGAUCGGUGAUGUGAAGAAUGUGUUUGAAGGAGCCUACAAAGAGUACAGGGAGGCAUCCCAAAGGUGGGGACGCUACACCGGUGCUGUCCCUGCUCCACGGCCUGGAUCGUGUAUAACUAACUCAGACAGGGCGAACGGCUACAACACCUCCCUGCAGCUGCCUGACGGCACGCUCAACUUUGCCAAGAAGCACCCGCUGAUGGAGGACAAAGCUCUGGCUCGCCCCCUGCUGCUAACCAAGGGCGUCAACUUCACGAGGCUGGCGGUGGACCGGGUUAGCGCCCUGGACCAGCGGGCUUACAACAUGCUCUUCAUCGGCACAGCGGAGGGCUGGCUGCGGAGGGUGGUGAUCCUGGGCACCGAGACCCACGUGAUAGAGGAGAUCCAGCUGUUUGAGGCAGCCCAGCCUGUGGACAGCCUGACCAUCUCCCACUCCAAGAAGUACUUGUACAUCGGCUCUCGUUCGGAGGUUCUCCAGCUGCCCUUGGCCAACUGCAGCCGCUAUCAUUCUCAGCCAGACUGUCUGCUCGCCCGGGACCCCUACUGCGCUUGGGACAGCGAGGGUCGGGCCUGUGUCCGCAUCGACCUCCACCGCGGGUCCACCUCCUCUCUGUCACAGGACCUCAUGCUGGAAAGGUUCAGCUGGGGAAAACCCAAGAUCGAUAAGCCCUUCCAAAGCCCUGAGCACUCCCGUCUGAGGAACGUGACAGUGGUGGUGGGGUCUGACAUGGUGCUGCCUUGCCAUCUGGUCUCCAACCUGGCUCAACCCUACUGGAUUCUUAAUGACCGUGAGCUCCCGCUGGGUGACCCCGAGGCGGGAGGGCCACGCUUCGACCGUACCCUCAAGGCUCUCGUUGUCCCCAAUGCGGGCCAGAUGCAAGCAGGCCGCUAUAUCUGCUACUCUGAGGAGCAGGGGGUCAAGUUCCAGACCGAGCGCUACCAGGUGGCCGUAGUUGCCAGUGCUCCGGUCUUCAUGGAGGCCCGGGCUCCAGACAGCAGCAUGGGGCUGUUCUGGGUGCUGGUCAUCACCCUUGGAGCGGCGUGCCUGCUGCUCCUUGUGGCAGCUCUUUACCUGCGCAGGAGGCUGAAGCUGGCGCUGGGAAAGGGAGCCGACAUGAAGCCUCUUGAGAGCACCUUGGUCUACCCGAUCACUCUGCCCAAGGAGCCCCCCACCUUUGUGCCCAGCAAGAUGCCCAGCGAUGAGGACCGCUUCUGGGAGACAGGCGCUAACUACUACUACUCAGACGGCUCGCUGAAAAUCGUUCCCGGUCACGCCCUGGGGCCCAGCAGCGUCAGCAGCACGGCGUCACCCAGCGCCAUUCCGGGCCAGCCCAUCCAUUCCCCCAGCCGUCUCAGCCUCACCAAUAUCCGAGGCUCCGGUAGCAAUGGCUACAUCCGCCUCAACCUGAGCACAGCGGGGGAGGAGAGGGCUAGCGCGGCUGGCGCUGGGGGCGGCGGGCUGGGAGGCCUGGGCAUGGGCGGGAACGACUACUCCAGCCCCUUCAAGGAAGAGCUGAGACGCACUCUGCAGCAGAGAAGCGUGCUGCCCGACGCCAACCCCGAGGAGUCGUCCGUCUAGGCCUGUCCUCCUCCGUCUGCAUUCCCUGAGUUGGAAAAACAAAACAACCAACCUACCUCCCUCCUUUUGAGGAUGCCUGCUCUCUCUCUCUCUCUUUCAGUGACACGCUGUCAAUUCCCCAUGCUCCCUGUCUCUCGCUCUGCCAAUGCCUGUUUGGCUCACUGUAGACAUUUAUAGCACACAGCAUGUUGAAUAUACACACUCGUACACCGUGUUCACCACCAUCCUGUUAUUAUUGUGUUCUGGGCAACAUGCAGUCAUGAUUGUGGCUUUUUCUUCUUCCACUGUGCAAUCGCCACUUGUGUAAAUUGUGUAUUUAAAAAGGCUGAACGCAGAGGAGAAGACCUCGAGCAAUCAAACAAAUGGUGUUAGAUUUUCUCGGAAGGGCACAUUUCUUUUACGUUGAGUGGACCAAGCGAGGCUUUUAGACCCUGUGCUGAAACCAGCUGAUGAACGGCAAGUGCAACUGACUGGAAAUACUGAACUGAUUCUCUGUCCUCCUGUUCCUUUGAGACUUCUUCAGCCUACUGCACUUAAAAACUGGAAGCACGUCUUCCCUUUUUGUAUUUGUGAGCCAAGAGUGUGAGAGUGGUAUAAAAAGACUAAUUAAUCUCGAAGCAAGGCGACAAUCAUGUCCCCGUAGCAGGAGCUCUGCGUGGGACCGGGAGGAGAGGAGGGAGAGAGCGAGAGACAAAAAGAGAGGAAAUUAAAUGAAAAAUGAAGUGAAUUGGAGUGAAAGACACAAGGGGGUUUUAAAUGAAGGACAAUCUCUCAAGACUUUCUCUUCUAAAUUUGUAUUUUUUCCCCCCCUCCACGUUGUAUUUACCCCUGGAGAAACCCCUCGAUCCCUUCCACUAUAAUUUGUUGUGCUGGUUGGUUUGAAUUAAGACAUUUCUUGUUGUUCUUUUCCUACUUCUACAGUGUUCAAACGGUCAUCAAGUGACAAAUGGCUCCCGUCUGUGAAUGACAAUGUCAGGGCAAGUGCAUCCGUUCCUCGCUCAGCCCUGCACGGUGACCUUCAAACGCACCUUCAAGUCCAAUAUACUCCAAGUGCACUCCAAAUGACAUUUACUAGAGUCACAGCGUGUGUAGAUACGUGUUUUGGUAGAGCCUUUUUCUCUUUUUUGUGAGACGUUUGUUCAUCUCUUUGGAAAGAAGAGGCGAUUUGCAUUCAGCUCUUAGCAGCGGAACAAUAACUGCACACUUAAUUCCAAAUUGAAGCUGACGUGAAGACAUUAGGCAUGGAGAAUGUAGUUGAACCCUCACUGUUGCGACCGCUGUGGAUGUCUCAAUAAGUGCUUUAUAUCUUAUGUGUUUGGUGAGGGUGGUAAGUUGUACUGCCAAGAAGGAAACUACCCCUCCCACACACACACACACACACACACACACACAAACGCUCUGAAUGCCAACCAUCCUGGAAUACAGCGUGUUUGUGACGCACCCUUAAACCCCAUGACACCCCUCCCUCUUACCGAUGCCCAGAGACUGACCCGGGGCUACUGUGGACUCAUACAGAGGAAGAGCACUGUUCAACACUCCUACACAAAAAGAACACACACAGUGUUGAUGGAAUAAUGGACAGACAGACUGAUUGCUGCUGUGCUGACAAACUGCUGGCUGCAGGCGGGAAGCAGUCAUGAACCAGUGAAAGGGGCGGCUUUUGUUUUUGGGACGUGUCUGUCGGGACCAGAGGAGCACAGCGAGAAGGAAGGGGAGGACAAAAAUACCUUGUUUUGCCCCACUGUGUACAGAGUGCUGGGACAGAUGUAGAAUAUCGAAGUGAUCCCAAGGUUGAAGAGGUACUCGGCCAUCAGCACUCCAUCCUAGUGUUGCAUGAUCCUCUGCAAGUGGACUGUCCAUCUUUGAUAUGAUCAUCCUUGUACAAGUGCAUCAUUUUGAUCUGUCAUUUUUGGACUUUUACAAACACUAAUAUUGUGGAACACUAAUGCUCUCUUUAAAAAAAAAAAAAAAACAUGUCUGGUUUUAUGGUUCAAGGGUUGUACAGGAACUCAUGGCUGCGUUUCAACAUGUUUACUUUUUCUGUGCCUCUUCACCUUUUUGGAAAAGCCAAAGUAGACUGCAUUUUCUUUUUAAUUACUUAAAUUAAUUUUAUUUGAUUCCAGAUCGAUAUUUAAGUCUCAGCAGUCCGUCCACUUUGCUACUUUGAGCUGAUGUCUGCAACCUUUUGCAUAUUUUAUCUUCAAAUUGCAAAUUUUCCCUCAAGCGAAAUGCAAAAAAAAAAAAAAAAAAAUGGCUUGAGGCUGAUGGACUUCCUGUUUUCUUCCUGUUUAUAUGUCAGUAGUGAUCUGCUGGACCCAAUUCGUUAUCCUCUCACUUUAUAAAAAGGCUGAAUUAUGUACCAAAACCUUUUAUCCAUUAUUUAAUUUGUCAGCCCCUAAAAACCAAAUAAGUAUCUGUUAAUUCAAAGCAGAUCAGUGAUAGAAUGUGUCCGCUUUAUGUUAAUUCUGUGAGGCAAAUAGUUCAAACAUAUUUUUAGCUUUUUACACUGGUACUCGGUUAUGUCUUAAUAUAUUUCCCCUGCACAAUUAGGCUUUUCUUUUAUAACAUGUUGCAAAACUAAAAAGAUAAAGGAAUACAGGUCUGAAGCUUAAAAAAAAUGCAUGUGCAAUUUCUUCAGUUCUUACACAUUUGCUCAUAAUAUUUUCUCUCACACAACAAGGCUUUAAGUUCUGCUUUUUUCUCAAAUUAUUAUUCUGUUACUGCCCCGCUUUUAUUUUGCCCCGUUUUUUGCUUGUCUGUUAUUGAUCUUUUAUUUUGUUUGUUUUUAAAAUAUGUUAAGUAACUUAUUUCACUUGUAAAAACAUGUUGAUAUUUAUUAUCAUUGUACAUAUGUCCUUAUUUUUUAUAUGUGUAUAUAUACACAAAUAAAAAUAGAGAUAUACUCGA